Messenger RNA from Toxotes jaculatrix (banded archerfish), 3914 nucleotides. Its product is annotated as zinc finger protein 770-like. Gene Ontology annotation, biological process: regulation of transcription by RNA polymerase II. The record is from RefSeq and is a predicted model, not a curated record. NCBI's taxonomy places the organism in Eukaryota, Metazoa, Chordata, Actinopteri, Toxotidae. Gene Ontology annotation, cellular component: nucleus. The coding region runs from base 164 to 3400 and encodes 1078 amino acids. Gene Ontology annotation, molecular function: DNA-binding transcription factor activity, RNA polymerase II-specific; RNA polymerase II cis-regulatory region sequence-specific DNA binding. The transcript is spliced from 2 exons.
GUCAGCGAUUGUUGCAUCAUUAGCAAGAAAGCUAACACGGCACGUUCAGGGCCAACUAGUAAUAAUGACUAUAUUCGUUGUAAUAGGACUAUAAACCUAAAUCCAAUAUCGGUUCAGAGAAGAUCACCAAUUGGGGAUAAAUCACUAAGGUGGUGAUUUGAAUAUGCACCAGUGCACUGUUUGUCAAAAAUCUUUCCCGUCGCCGUACAAACUUAAGAGACAUCUUUCCAUCCAUACUGGCCAGAAGCCCUUCAUCUGUAAAAUCUGUGGAAAAGCCUUCACGCAGUCUGUGCAUUUAAAAAGGCACUUGCAGAACGUCCACCCUUCACAGGUUCCAACAGGUAAUCUACAGGAAGGCAUUUUAACAAAUAACCAAAAACUGAACAUUGAGAAACCAGCUUCAGGGGUCAGUACACAUGGCAGUGGUAAUUCCGCUAUCAUGCCAUCAGCUGUGUCUUCUUCUGUGGCCUCCCAGACGGAAUGGAAAAGGGGAACUGUAACUCACAGCAUUUUUCCUCCUUUGUCUGAGACUGGAAAUCCACCAAAAAUGGAUCCAUUACAUCAGGAUCAAGGUGAUUCUUCAAAUGCGGACACAUCUGUGUACAAUGCCCACAAUGGAUACACCAGCAAAAUCUGCUUGAAGUCAUUAAGUUCAUCUCUUCAGCUUUGGAUUCACUCACCAACUCAUAACAAUCCAAAACAAUUUGAUAAGAGGAGUCAGACUUCCUCCAAGAAGGUCCAUUCGAAGGUGCGCUUGCAGUCACAAGAACUGAACUCCAGUAGAAGCAAAAUGGCUUUGAAACACCAGUGUUCUAAAUGUCUUAAAACCUUUUGUUCACCGUCCAAAUUACAACGACAUUUUCUUAUUCACACGGGCCAGAAACCCUACUCUUGUACAGUCUGUUGCAAAACUUUUAGACAAAAGGUACACUUGAAAAUUCAUUUAAGCAGAGCAAAUAAAUGUUCGCUUUCUGCAGUCAAUGCAAGAAAGAGACAGAGGCUUUAUAAUGACAGUCAAAGCUCAGUUCUGCAGCUUCAGUCAUCACAUCAGCGACCCACCAGUCAUCACACUCCUGUGAAUUCAUCAGAGGAACUUGAGCUACAGUGUAAAAUAAGCGUAAAUACUGUGCAGGGCCUGAACAAGACUGGAAUCAAGUUGGAUACAGUUGUAAAACCAGAACAACCAUUGAAUACAAACAGUCAGUGUCAGGGUAUUUGUGAUAAGUCAGGUGAACAAGGGCUGCAGUACUUGACACAAAAAGAUAGGAAACGAUUCCAGUGUAUAAUCUGCAACAGGUCAUUUCGGUUGGAAAUUAAUUUAAUGCGUCAUCAUAAAAUUCAUAGGAACCAAAAACAGUUGGGAAGUCCCACUCCUGUGCAAAACAGUAAGAAUGUGAAAAUGUCCAAUUCUGAAGCAAUAGAACUUGAACCUAGUCAUGCAGACUCCACUGACUUGAACAUCGUUGUUAAACCAGAAACAUGGAGUGAAAACUGCACUGACUCUUUUCCUCAGGAGGCUGCGUUAAUUGCAUUAGCAGAACAACCGAGUGAAACCUUCCAUGCCACCAAUAAGCAGCAGAAAAUUAACUCUUUACAUCAGUGCCAUACAUGUUCAAAAUGUUUUCCAUCUAGAUCAAAACUUCAGAGGCACAUAUUGACUCAUACUGGACAAAAGCCUUUUGGCUGUGAGAUGUGUGGAAAGAGAUUUCGGCAGAAAACACACUUGAGGGUCCAUUGUCACACUCACCUGUGGUCCAGAUAUCAGAAACAGCGAUCAAUGUAUAUCAAUCGGCCGCCUUCACGCACAAGUGGGUUUAACAUUAGGACUGCAGCAGACUCCCCUGUACAGGAAAUGCUAGUACAUAAGAAGGAUGUUGAGAUACAUACUGGCAGUGAUGUAAUCUCUGCUAAACACCUGGAUCAGACCCCUUCCAUAGUAAUUGUUCAUAAUAAUGACAAGAGAGUAUCAAAGGUUUGUAAAGUGGAUGUGAGAAGGACAGAGGCUGCUAAAUCAAUGCAAAAUUCUGGCAAGGUACAACACAAGUGCUUCCACUGUUUAAAGUGUUUUCCGAGUGCCUCUAAAUUACAAAGGCAUGAGAUGGUACACACAGGCUUGAAACCAUUUCAGUGUCCUACAUGUGGGAAAGCUUUUAGGCAAGCCUCACAUCUGAAAACCCAUGAAAGGAUACACUGUAAGAGGAAACCAUCCAAAUCAGUCAAUCAACAGGUGAACAUCAGAAGACUGAAAACAAAUAGUCAGCAGCAGCUUUCUGUGAACACAGAUGCUACACAUUCAGGUUUCAAUGAUGUAAGUAAAAGAAAAAGUGUGCUGCUCUGUACCAGGCGUGAAAUACCUAUCACAAAAGUGAACAGUCGCUUCAAGACAAACACUGAAAGUAAUAGUUGUAAAAAAAUGAAACUUCACACAUGCCAAAUAUGCUGUAAGAACUUUGUUACUCCAUACAAGCUCUCAAGGCAUUUGGUCACUCACUCUGGGAUAAGGCCAUAUAGAUGCACUUUGUGCAGCAAAGCCUUCACACAGCAUGGUCAUCUAAAAACUCAUGAGCACAGAUGCAAAUGGGGUAACAGGAUCUCAGAAAAUAGUCAAAGACAAAUGAUAAAUACCAAUCAUCUCCAGGAUAAAUGCAUUGAAAACCUUACCGAUUGUACAGACUUCAAUGUGGAUGCAAUAAAAGAGCAGAUAGAGUCCUAUUGUACGAGUGCUGGUCAUAACUCAAAUUUAUCUUAUUGCACAGAGGCAAUGGACACUGAAUGGCUGGCUGAACCAGAAGUAGGCUUACAAGAGGAGAAUAAUGAACCAGAGAAAAACCAGGGAGAAUAUUGUCAUCAAGCUACAGCCAGUUAUGAUCAGGCUACAGACCAUUAUAGUUAUUCAUUUCCCUCUGAGCUUGCUUUUGAAAUAAAUAAACUUGUCCAAAAUCAAAAUAUGGCAGCUCCAGAUUUGUCAAAUCAGUAUGAGGGAAAUACAUGUAAUAUAAAAAUACCAUAUCAGCAUAAAGGAGUAACAGCUCUUUCAGAGAACAACAAGCUUCUCAGUAAUGCACCUGUGAAUUCUAUGGAUGAGAAUCAAAUCCAGGCAAAUUUCCCAGAUGAUUACUGGUGUGAACCAAUAACUGUGUUUGAAUGUGACAAUUGCACUGCAAGUUUUAAGAGCGAAAACGAUCUUGGGCAACAUUUUUGUUCCGCUAAUGUUCAAGCUAAGAUGUCAGAGUCAGCCCACAAGAAUCGUUGUGACAUUUGCUUCAAAACUUUUGUCUCUCCCUCUAAACUUCAGAGGCAUUAUGUUGUCCACACAGGUCAGAGGCCAUUUAGGUGUGACAUUUGUGGCAAAAGUUUCACGCAGUCAGUACAUGUGAGAAAACACAGACUGACUCACUGAUAACCAAAUGUCGCUGUGUGAUGCUUGUUUUUUUUGUGUAUAAUAGUGUUUAUGAUGAUCACUUUUUUGUCAUGCAUAUGAUGUUUGUUUAAAUGUAAGUAUUGUGUGAAAUAGGUACUUGAUAAUGUUCACUUAAGAAUAAUGCAUUAUAUUUUUGCUGUUUCAAAAAUUACAUUUUUUUGUUUCUUACUGAUUUGUUUAAGAAUUUUCGAAACUUGAAAACAGUUCUCAAAAAUAAAUACUUUAAAAGAACAGUCUUGUGCUACAUCACUGAAAACUAGAUAUUUUGUUAUAUGUUACAUUAUUUUACUAUUAUAAACUAUUUUUUUUCUACUGCAGCACCUUUGUAUUCUAUUCUAGUAUUAUUCUAUUUCUAUUUUUAUUUUUUAUUUCUGCUUUUAUUUUUACUAUUUGUACAUACUUUUUUAUUUAUUUAGAUUUGGAGUAACACCACUUCCAGGCUGCUAUAAUUUUGUUGUAUUCUGGUACAAUGACAAUAAAGGCUUCUGAUUCU